AGAAUCACGGUGCCAUUCCUGCACCCUUCCGGCUAGAGAUGGCUAGGAAACACUCAUGCUGGAGGAUUGAGCCCUGUGAAGGAGUGGUCCACCCUAAGUGUGAGGUGUUGGUGACUGUGACAGCAAGCCUGGAUGACGCUGUGGAAUUCAAGGACGAGGUGAAGGUGUUCAUUGAGAACAGCCGUACGACCAUCAUCCCUGUCCAGGCUGUGGGCAUUGGCACCACAAUUGUCACCGACAAAAAUCUGCAUCCGGAGCUCGACUUGAAGUCCCACUUCAGCUGCAGUCCCUGCAGUUACCAGUUCACGGUGACCAACCGAGGCCGCCGCGCCCAGCGGCUGCACUGGAGCACAGAAAGUUGUUCAAGGUGCGGCCGCUGCAGGUGGAGCUGA
This is a messenger RNA of Ficedula albicollis (Collared flycatcher), 392 nucleotides long. RefSeq names its product hydrocephalus-inducing protein-like. Bases 39 to 392 code for a protein of 117 amino acids. Gene Ontology annotation, biological process: axonemal central apparatus assembly; cilium movement. The record is from RefSeq and is a predicted model, not a curated record. The transcript has 4 exons. NCBI's taxonomy places the organism in Eukaryota, Metazoa, Chordata, Aves, Passeriformes, Muscicapidae. Gene Ontology annotation, cellular component: axoneme.